GAAACUGAGAGCAAAAAUAAAAUUUUGGCAAAGGUUCUUUGGCCUUAUGAAUAGCCCAGUUUUGGCUCUUGAAUUGUAAUUGUUAUUAUUUCAUUUUACGUCGCUUUUCUUUAUGCUUUUCUCGGCUGUCAAGUGUCAACUACUUUCCGUAUUCGUCUGCUGCUUUUUGUCGUUUCUCUUUGCGACAGCAAUGCUAUGUUCUUCAAUUCUGAUUCAAUUUUGAAAAUAGUGACCGAAAUUUCGUGACUUUAGCGAUUAGUCACCAUUUUAAGCGUAUAAUGCCAGUGCUGUAAACUAAGCUAUGGAAACUUCGUUAAUGAGGUGCAAAAUGAAUGGAGCCCACCCAGAGGAUGGUGUUUCUGAUUUGACUUUGAUAUCCAAUAUUGACGAAAGGGGCAUUAACCUAAAUCUCAGGACUCGAUACAAAAGAGAUGAAAUUUAUACAUGUGCUGGAACCAUUCUGAUUGCUGUCAAUCCUUACAAGGAUCUACCAAUUUAUGGAUUAGACUAUGUUGAACGCUACCAGAGAAAACAGGAAACAACUAAGAGAGAGCCUCAUGUGUAUUUGCUUACUGAAUCAGCAUUUACUUCAUUUCAACAUAAAGCUGUUAAUCAGUCAGUAGUUAUCAGUGGUGAAAGUGGAGCUGGGAAAACUGAAACUGCAAAAUUUGUACUGAAUUACUUAUGUUCUGUUACAUCUAAUAUUAGCACAUGGGUUCAACAUCAGAUAAUUGAAGCAAAUACCAUACUCGAAGCAUUCGGCAAUGCUAAAACCGUUCGAAAUGACAAUUCGUCUCGCUUCGGGAAGUUCAUGCAAGUGUGUUUUGACUCCCAUGUCAAAAUCAGUGGAUGUGUUAUUCAAGACUACCUCCUCGAAUUAUCACGUAUUACGGUUCAAAGCAAAGGGGAACGCAAUUACCACGUUUUUUAUCAGCUACUUGCAGCCGCUCAGCAUGACGAAGAAUUGUCCAAUCUUUGGAUGCUUAAAUCUUGGAAGCAUUAUGAUUAUGUCAAUCAAAGUGGAUGUGCUAGUAUAAAUGGAGUCGACGACUCGAAAAAAUUCGAUGGACUUCGUUUAGCCCUCAACGUUCUUCAGGUUUCAACUCAAGAUACAGAAAGCAUAUUCUCCGUUAUCGCGGGCAUUCUGUGGCUUGGAAAUCUCCGUUUUAAGGAUAUAGAUGGAGAAAAAUGUGAAUUGCUACCUGAAGAUGAAGAAAUUGUUAUCAUUAUCGCUAAGUUGCUGGGGCUAAAUCUGGACGAAGACUUAAAAUUGAAAGAAGUACUUAUCCUUCGGCAAAUAAACGUUCGUGGAAAUGUCACGGAAAUACCUUUGCGACUUCAUGAGGCUCGCGAAAAUAGGCAUGCCAUGGCCAGGAUUUUAUAUUCCCGCACCUUUUCAUGGUUAUUGCAUCAUAUAAAUCGGUGUACCAGUCCAGGAGAGAACACUAAUCGCUUCCUAGGCAUCUUAGACAUUUUUGGCUUCGAAAACUUCGAACAAAAUUCUUUCGAGCAACUCUGCAUUAAUUACACAAACGAAAAACUCCAUCGUUUUUUCAACCAUUAUGUUUUUGCUCUUGAGCAAGAACUAUAUUCAACAGAAGAAAUCCAAUUUUCUCACAUUCAAUUUACCGACAAUUCACUUUGUGUUGAGCUUAUUGAAAAGCCUCCGCUUUGCAUCCUCAAGUUGCUUUCUGAACAGUGUCAUAUGCCUAAAGGAUGUGAUCUUUCAUAUAUCACCAACCUCCAUACUGAAUUCGAAAAUCAUGCGUACUAUAUAAAAGGCGAUGAUAGGCGUCGAUGGGAACAAGAAUUCGGAAUACGCCAUUAUGCAGGAGCUGUAAUGUACAAUGUUUCGGGAUUCGUGGACAAGAACCGUGAUGUUCAACAAGAAGUUUUUCUAGAUCUCCUUACUAGCUCAACGAAAUCGGUUGUUCGCGAAUUAACUAGCCUUCCCAAUCAGGAAAUGCCAACUCAGUCCAAAACUAUUUGUGGGACCAAUACUGUCGCGCGUGGAACAAACAAAGCGAAACCUACCAAAAGUGAUACAUUCCGCGUUCAGCUUACUCAGCUUGUACAGUCACUCCAAUCAACCAACCCAUGGUACGUAAGAUGCAUAAAGCCGAAUACUGGGAAAUUAGCAAACACAUUUCAUGAACCUAUGGUCUUGGAUCAGCUUCGUUACUUGGGCAUGCUCGAUUUGAUCCGUAUACGAAGAGAGGGGUAUCCUGUCCAUAUCGAUUUUGAUUCUUUUAUUUCCUCGUACAAGUGCCUGUGUAAAGGAAUUCGCUUCCCCUUGGGUGCCAAGGAAAGCGUCCAUAUGAUUUUAAAAACUUUAAACUACCCGAUUAAUCAGUGGCAGGUUGGAAAGAGGAAAGUUUUCCUUCGGUUACAAGUGUACGAGCCCUUGGAGUCAUCCCGUAUUUCCAUCCUAAAUCAAUCUGCUGUUUUGUUGCAAUCGUGUUGGAGAAGAUUCGUUGAUCGUCGUUCUUUUUUAAACAAGAGGAAUGCUGUCUUAGUUCUUCAACAUGCCUUUAAAGGUUGGCAACUUCGGCUGAAAUUUAUACUUAGACGCCGGGCAGCGAUUGUCAUUCAGAGUCAUCUGCGUGGAAUGUUCGCACGCGAGGUAGCAAUGGCACUGCGAGAAAUGCGCCGAGUAGAAGAAAUCGAAGCCAAACAGCGAGAAAGGGAAAAGAUGGUUGCCCAAGAAACCGAGGCUGCCGAGACGUUGGAAGAGGUUUCAUCAAUUAGCGACCAGGAUAACACUGGUCUGCAAUCUCAGAGUUCUGCCGAUGAGAGUAAUAGCCACGCGCCUCAACGCCCGACGCAGAAUGACCUCCACACCUUGUCGCAUUUUUCGGUGCAAUUGAACUCAAAAUUUUCUUCAGCGUGUUCCCACAAUCCAUUCGAGGACACAUUGGCGAAUGUAGUUGCCGAAAAUGUUGACCUAGACAACCUUUUUGCAUUUUUGUCGGAAGUCCACGCAGACGGAGGCAAAAAUGCUAUGCUGGAAGAAAUAGAAAACCAGAUGACUGAAUUGGCCUCUGGUUUUGAUGAAGAAAUCGAACUGGUUUCUCGAGAAAGAGAGAACGAAGUUUCUAAAGAUUAUGAAGAAUUUCCUCUGCCAUCGCCACCACCCGUUCUAGAAUCUUUUGAAUCGCCUAUAUCGGAUUCCAUGUUAGCUUUUGGUUUUCCAUCUUUACCGGAACCAACUGAGAAACCUCCUCCUCCACCUACUAUUCAUCAAGAUGAGCCCAUCUAUGAGGCCAUUCAACCUCGUUAUCACUCACCCAGCAUUAUCGAACCUGAGAAAUUACAAGAAAAUGAUGCCGUCGAAGCUUCGGAUCCAUGGAAACCAAAUAAGGAAAAUCGGGAAGUGCGACGGAAGCUGAGAAUUGCGCGCAAGCUCCAUGAACUGGAGGAAGACAUUCAAUCAGCUGCCAACCAGGCCAGUGAACUUCAUGAAUUGAUUGAAUUCGCUGAAAAAAAUUUCAACAUUCAUGAAUAUGUUUCUGAUGUUAAUUUGGGAUCCACACUUAAAAGAAACAAGAAACCUGGAGAGAUAAUUACGAUUCCAAAAGAAGACAUGGUUGUCUUCACAAAAUAUAACUACAUACCCACGUCUCAUCUUACGCUUUACGACCACGAUAGUAUAACUAUCGCUUGCGACAUAUUCAAGGAAUUAUGCAGGUACAUGAAAAGCGAAAUGAAGUAUGAAGAGGAAGAAACAUUUCUGCACACAGUAGUUGGCUACGGCAUAGAACGAGAUGAUUUACGAGACGAAAUAUAUGUCAUGUGUAUGCGCCAAGCUACCAACAACCCAUCGCCUGAUAUGUGUGAAAAAAUUUGGACAGUAUUGGCAUUCUGCGUUGUCGCCUUUGUUCCUAGCAAACUUUUACACAAAUAUGUUGACAGUUUUAUCCGGAAAAAUAGCAUACAGACAUCCUCGAGAUAUUAUCCGUUUAUAUACUGGUGUGGAGAACGUCUACGGUCUUCUAGAAUUGCAGAUCGGAAAAUGCCUCCGUCUUCACGGGAAGUUGAAGCGAUUCGUCGUUUAGGUUCAGUCGUCUGCCGCGUAUACUUUUUAGACGGAAAAAGCAGAGCCUUGGACAUCUCUCCAUUGGAUACUGCCGGUGAUGUAGUGCAUCGCAUAUCUGAAAGCCUGGGACUGAAUCCCAAUGACGGAUGGGCACUUUAUCAGGGACCAGAUCGUGGUAGAUACGCCCAUAUUAAAGCGCAUGAAUUUGUUUGUGAUGUGCUUUCUUCGUGGGAGACCAAGCAAGAUUCUUCACCAACACACAAUUCAGGGAGAAGCUCAGUCAGCACAAACGGCAGCGGUAGUACCCGCGGUCAGAAGGCUGUUUCGCCCAUCUCGGUUCCUGAGAAUCGUUUCUUUUUCUACCGCCGUCUUUUCCGUGGAUCUCGUGAAUUGUCUGAAGAUCCCAUGGAAAUCGCCUUGCUGUAUGGACAAGCUGUAUACUCUGUCGUUGAAUUAGAUGAAUUUCCCAUCAACGAUAAAGUUUCGCUUCAGCUCGCUGGCCUUCAGCUUCAAGUUACUCUUGGUGACCCGGAAACAAGAAAAGAAAACACGUAUGAAAAAGUGGAAGUUUAUCUCCCUCAGCGAAUCAUUGCCCAAAAACAGCGAGAGGAAUGGUAUCAGUUGUUAAGCCACGCACACGUUCAAUAUGGAACAGGAAAAUCUGAGCUCAUAGCUCGUGUUUGGUAUCUUUCGUGCGUCAUGCAUUUUCCAUUGUAUGGUGUGACGCAGUUUUCUGUCACAUAUCGUGGCUAUUGGGCGUAUGGAAACAAACUAAUUUUGGGUAUCAACUGCGAUGGUGUCGCUCUGAUAAAACCAGAUGACAAAUUCGUUAUGUAUGAAUAUCGCUAUGGCGACAUCGAAUCAAUCUUGAUUGAUCCCAGCGAUGAUUUUCUUACGCUGACGCUUUUGCAAUCUCUGUCCGAUGCCCACAAGUGUCUAGUUUUUGAAACCAAAGACAAGGAAGAAAUUGCAUCCCUUAUUGUCAGUUACUGUCCGGCGUUAUCAUACUGGUUGACGGAUUUGGAUCGCCCCAAGAAGAGAUUGAAACCCAUUACGAGCGAAGAUAGGCUGCGCCGCUUUCAAAACGUGAUCAAUUGCCGGAAACUUUUGGUCGACAGCGGAACUCUGCGCAAACCGGUCGAUGACAUGGGCAGAUUCUUGCGCUCCACUCUAAGGCGUUUGAAUAAAUCCAAAAUUGAUAAGCUACGAGCUAUUUCAUCAAGCUCGUGUGGGGAAAACUACAAAGGUUUCACCCACGCCGAAUGGGCAUUCACCCGAUAUCCGCUUGCGCAGUCGCUUAUCAAAUUUACGGAAAUGGAUGAUAAAGCCGCCGUAGAUAACUUCCGUUUAGUGUUAUCCUAUUCGGGACUGUUGCAACCCGAAGAUGGUCAAUCGGGUAGCGAAGAAGAAUUAAUUCCCCUUGCUCAGACCCUAUUGGAACGCAGCAUGAAAAAAGAAUGUUUGUUCAACGAACUAUUCCUGCAGCUCAUCAAACAGACCACUGACCAUCCGGAAGUCAAUUCGCGUGUCAAUCUUCGUCAUUGGGCGUUAUUGACAUUGAUGUGUUCCAUAGCAUUGCCGCAUGACAAAAUUAUUCGUAAAUAUCUUAUAGCCCAUCUGAAGCUAUGUUCUGCUGAUGUUACGUCAGAGGAAGGGAAAUUUGCACGUUUUGCUGAAAAGUGUUUAUAUAAAACCAUGAAUAGCCGUAGGCGCCAAUGGUCCCCAUCUUCCCAGGAAAUUUUGUGUACUGUUAGCCGAAGAUUAAUCUACGCUCGAAUUUACCUCAUGGAUGGUGCUUUUCACGCGGUUGAAUUUGAACCGACGGCCACUGCCAACGAUGUUAUCGAAAUUAUCAAAAACCGCAUUGGCUUGCGAAGUACGUCUCAAGGUUUCGCUCUCUAUGAAGUUCUCGGUGACGUAGAGCGCAGCAUGGUUUCCGAUGAAAAGUUAACUGACGUCAUGGGCAAAUGGGAAAGAUACAGAAACUCUGGAGCCCAGCAACAUCCUCAGCAACAUCAUGCUUUUCUCUUCAAAAAGCAUUUGUUUUUGGAUCAGUAUAUCAAUCUGGGAGAUCCAGUGGAAAAGGAACUGCUCUAUUUUCAAAUGUUGCAUUCUAUUCGAGUUGAUCGCUUCCCCGUUACCGAGAUGGAAGCUAUUAUGAUAUGCUCACUGCGAGCCCAAAUUGAGCUCGGAGACUACUGUCCAAGUCCCCAAUUAAAUUACGGAGCUGUUAUUCAACACUGUCUUCCCCCUCGGAUCUUGUCUUUGAUUGGAACGGAAGUUGUAGCACUUCAUCACCAGUCGCUAUUUGGAAUGACACCCCAGGAAGCGAAACAGGCAUUUUUUAACAUCAUACAAAGCUGGCCCCUUCAUAAAGCCACUUUUUAUGACGUCAUGCAAUCUUUCACAUCAAACUGGCCGAAAGCAUUAUGGCUUGCUAUUGACCAACGAGGCUUACACCUUCUAGAACAUCGCACUCGCCACAUUCUUUGCAAUUAUGAUUACUCUACAUUGAUAAGCGUCAGUCCAACUUUGAAUUGCCUCAUGGUGAUAACUGGAACCGACGCCAAACCCAGCAAAGUCAUAUUGAAUACCCAUCAGGCUUUUCAGAUUGCGAAUCUUGUGCGCGAAUAUUGCGACGUUUUGCAAGUGACGACCGGUAUGUCGCCGCCAACUCCUCUCAUGGGAUAAAAUGGAAACUGCGUCUGUAGAAGACAAGGCUUCUUGUUUUACCAUAACCUACUGAACCGUUUUUACCAAUCGAGCCUCCUCUUACUCUUUCGAUGCAUAUUAAAUUAAUUCCCUGCCGAGGUUGAAUGUACGUAGGCAAGUCUCGUACAACCAGCCAAAACCGACUGCAGGAUUUUGUCAUUUUGGACUCGAAAAUAACGUUAAAUAUUGUAUCCUCCAUAUAUUUAGGUCAUUAAUAGCUUAUCUCCGCGAUUUUUGCGCAUUUUAAAAUAUUUAUCUAGGAAAAGAAAACGAAGAAUUCCAUGACUUUCUGAGCUUUGCCAGUCCCCUAAUCUUUCCCUUUGGUUAGGCUAGCCGAUCAGAAAGCAACGAACAACCGCUUUUACUUGUAAGAAUUACUUUUUAUUUCCACUCAGCUUUUUAGGUAUUAUAUUUUAAGCAAUCUUGCGGUUACUCUAAAUUAAUGCUCAUCUUUCUGCCAACCGGAACAAAAGACUAUUAUAAUAUUGUACUCGGUAGUUGUAAUCGCGUUCUACCUUGUCGAGCCGCUUGUGUCAUUUCCUUGCCCUUUUUAUUUCUUAACCAAAUAUGAAAACUGAAGUCAACUCCUCGUAGGUAAAAUUUGGAGGAAAAAAAAAAUGUAUUUAUAUAUAUUACCUAGUGCUUUGGGAGGCCGUAUAUUUCUGUAUUGACAUAAAUUUAACAAUUGCGUGACAUUUCUGAUAUGACUCUUCCUCUUCUUAAAUUUCGCAACUUGCUGUGGUCGGAUCUCGGUUGAACACAUACAAAGUGCAGAAGUCAGAUAUUAGAGAAACUUAAAUGUUCACCGGAAUCCUUCUUCCUCGAGCCAAAUUCCAGUCUUUGCUAAUUCGAUUUGUACAAAAGAAUUCCUUCGAUCUGUGACCGAUCUUUUAAAAAUAUUACUAAUCUCCCCCCUCCCUCCCAGUAUCAAUCGUCCUCUGCAUCGACGCGAUGGCUGAUUCUGCCUAAGAAUUUAGCGAUAAUUAGUUCUUUAAAAUCGAGGAUAACCUUUUGAGUUACCUACAGAAAGGCUUAUAUUCGACGCGCUGCAUUUUCCCCAGUGCAUUGUGUUUCGGUAGGAGUACUAGUUUUUCAAAACCGGACUUGUCGUGUAUUUGUGACGUAUUUAAAUCGCUUACGAAAAUCCAUCAUUUCUCUCCUCUUUUCAUCUUGUCAUGAUCUCAGAUAAACCAUGGAGAAAAAAACAAACGAACAAACAGUGGUGUAUUACUCCGAGUUCCUUGAUUAUGACGUUAAAUUUUUCGCCGAUUUGCAUGUAUAGGUCAUCAUCGUAUAAUUGUGUGCCCUUUACCUCCCUGUAGUUGCAAGCGAAAUAAAAUAUAUAUAAAAACAAAAAA
Molecule: messenger RNA, 8106 nt
Organism: Daphnia magna
Lineage: Eukaryota; Metazoa; Arthropoda; Branchiopoda; Diplostraca; Daphniidae
Gene: Myo81F
Product: myosin-VIIa
Exons: 37
Coding region: 302-6727 (2141 amino acids)
Cellular component (GO): myosin complex; cytoskeleton
Molecular function (GO): cytoskeletal motor activity; ATP binding; protein binding
Source: RefSeq, a predicted model, not a curated record